GCAGCGGCCGCCACGAGGGGAAGACUAUAUUGCAAAGGUCUCCUCCAGCCUUCGUCUGAUCUGUUUCUGAACGCCCAAUUUUGCUAGAUCUGACGGUGAGAGACCAUUCCUACUGGGCAUUUAGCCAAGUAGCCAGGACUGAAUCCUGACGACGUUGAGGACCGAGCGAAAAACACCAUGUGCCAGGUCCCCGUCGGAAAUUCUAAGGGGAAAGAUGAGCAGUGCGGGCAUGGAGGAGAGGCAACACGAGAGGUCAGCCCGACGACCCCCGCCACGAGCCAUCCCGAUGAGAAAACGAACAGAGAGAAGGAGAAGGAGACACUGCUGGAGCUGGAGAGCCAAGAUGGUCAGCGGUUUGAUACCAAGGAGGACGCACAGGCACGGCUGAACUGGGCCAACAAACUACAGUUUGUGCUGUCGUGCAUUGGCUAUUCUGUCGGUCUGGGUAACCUAUGGAGAUUCCCUUACCUGUGUUAUAAGAGCGGUGGAGGUGAGUCCCUUGCCCUGUCGUUCUCUGUUAGGAAGGUUAAAGCUAUCAAGCAUGUGGUAGUAGUGCCAUUUGUGUCAUUGACGAGGGGGCAGGACUCGGUUGUGCCGGGCGAUGGCCAGGGCCCCGUGGGAGCCCUCGCCAAACUCUGCCCCUUGCUGAAAGGAGCUGGAGUAGGAACCGUGGUGAUGUCUUUCCUGGUGGGGACUUACUACAACAUCAUCAUGGCGUGGUCCAUCUUCUACAUGAUCCAGUCUUUCACUGAAGAUCUGCCGUGGAAGACCUGCAAUGCUACCUGGGCCGUCGCUUGCUUUGACGAUUAUGGCGCCAACGUCACAGCGCCCAACGAUAGCAAGUCAGCCUCAGAGGAAUAUUUUGACGAAGUCGUUCUGCAACGAAGUACGGGCAUAGAGACGAUGGGGUCGGUCAGGCUGGAGCUAGCGCUGGCUCUCGUGGCCGCCUGGGUCUUGGUCUACUUUUGCAUCUGGAAGUCCAUCAAGUCGUCCGGAAAAGUUGUGUACGUAACGGCGACGGUUCCGUACCUUCUGCUCGGUGCUUUUCUCUGGCGAGCACUGACACUGCCGGGAGCUAAUAAUGGGCUCCAGUACUUCUUUAAACCUCAGUGGGAGCUGCUUUUGGAUGCUCAGGUGUGGGUCAGUGCUGCUGCUCAGAAUUUCAACAGCAUUGGUAUUGCCUUCGGAUCGCUAAUAGCAUUUGCUUCCUACAAUAAGCUUGACAACAAUAUCGUCUUGGAUACGUGGGCCAUCUGCCUUACCAACUCGUUCACGUCCCUUUUGUCUGGGAUGAUUGUGUUCUCAACCCUUGGAAACAUUGCCCUGGAGCAAGGCAAAGAUAUUGACGAUGUUGUCGCCCAAGGCCCAGGUUUGGUGUUCACAGUGUACCCUCAAGCGCUCGCCAAGAUGCCGUAUGCAGCGGUGUGGUCCGUCCUCUUUUUCUUCAUGCUUCUUAUCUUUGGCCUGGACUCACAGUUUGCCAAUGUUGAGGUCAUUAUUACUUCUCUUCAAGAUGAGUUUCCAAAGUGGAUCAAGAAACACCUGAAGCACCAUGAGUUUCUUGUUAUGAUUGUAUGCUUCGUUUCUUUCAUCUGUGGUCUUCCGAAUGUGAUGGAGGGAGGCAUCUACUUUUUCCAGCUAAUAGACUACUACGCAGCAUCCGUUUCUCUCAUGUACGUGGCUUUCUUCGAAAUAAUAGCUGUGGUGUGGAUUUACGGCGCUGGGAGAUUAGCUGAAAACCUAAAGGAAAUGACUGGAAAACUACCGCCGUUUUAUUUCCGUUGUUGUUGGUACUUUGCUGCUCCUGUUCUCAUUUUUGCAAUAUGGAUAUUUUCUCUUGUAGACUACAAAGAUCCAACCUACGAUAAUGGCAAAUAUAAAUAUCCAAACUGGGCGAUUGGCACUGGUUGGAUAAUUGCAUCUUUGUCCAUUCUCCCGACUCCAAUCCUCGCUGUGGUUGAAAUAACCAGGGCUAAAGGUUCCACCCUCUGGGAAAAAAUUAGGAGUGCCACGCGUCCUAAAAUAGAGCAGUGCUCCUGCUGUGCAAGAACCCACACCUGCCUGAACGGAGGUUAUUUUCCAAAGGAAGGAGUUCGUGAACAAAAGAAGCUGGUUGCGUGUGAUUACCCUUUGUCUGAAAACAGAGGAACUGUGGCUCCAAAUCAAGAGAACGGAAUAAAUAUAACAGAAACCUAUGAUAGACUAGUGUGAGGUAUCAAAAAAAUGGACAGCAAUCGAUAAUAUCGUCAGUUUUUUGUCUCUAGUUAGAUCGAAGAGCCUAACGUGAGCCAGAAUAAUUGCAUGUGAGGGAUGAUCUACAUAAACCUUGGAUAUUGGGAGAUGUCGCCUAACGGGUCAACAUUCAAGGGCUACUCAUAUUUUGUGUUCAUAUGUGAGUUAGAAUCCCUUUAUAACGCCAAAAAAUGUGUAGAUAUUUUUUUUCAUAAAGGGCUAGACAACUAAACAGGGGAAUACUAAGCCCAUGUAGGUAACUUGCACAAAGUCUGCAUUCAUCCGUUCAACAUGGCUCUCACACUGUAGGUAGUGGAUAUUGCGAGGGGUUCAAGAAAAGGGAAAAAGAAAAGACAUGAAGAGAAGGCGAGUUAGUUCAAGGAACUAAGUGAUUCUGAGCCAGUUACUCUUAAUGUUCAAUGAUUAGUUAUUGAAUCUUUCUUUCUAUUGCAAUGUUCUGUGUUGCCAAACAAAGAACAAACUUUCUUUCUUUUUUUGUUUGCCUCUUCUGACCUUUCCUUUGAAGCAAAGAUCGGAAUCACAUAUGUUUCAUGAAACAAGUAUCAUGUUCUUGGGACUCCUGGCUACAAUCGCAGUCCUCUUUUAGUCGAUCUUUUGCUAACCAUUUCCCACGUUGUUGCAGCAUAGUUUAUUGCUUAACAGGGUUGUGAUGUCCUAUUUGACACGCGUAUUUAAUGUAUGUUUCUGCCGAUUGGCAUCUAAUACAAUAUAGCUUUGAUAACUGAUUUACUUUGUCAAGUGGCAUCCCUUCUUUCAGUGAUUACCCAGAUCACAUGUGAGGGGCUAUGUAACUCAACCCAAGUGAAUUACUUUAGUGAUCACCAUAAUAUCCUGUUUUAUUUAUUUUUUCUUCAGCCAGGUAAUAAGUUUGUUACAAAGCAAAUAACUAUGCUAUGCACAGAAAGGUAUAGUAGUGAAAAGCAUAGCACUGAAAGGGGUAAAGAGAGGUGAGGGUAGAAAGGGUGAGUAAAUGGGUUAAGGUAGGAAUUAACAAGGGUAAUUAGAUCUUAGAUCACAGUUUCAGGAGGAGGACAAUCCAGGAAGUGAAGUGGGAUGGUGCAGAUAAAGCAGGAGGGAAUGGGAUGUGUUGGUAUGAAGUGGGAGGAAGGGGUUUAGGGGUAGUAAGAGUAGGAGGAGGACAGAUGCUGACAGUCACUUUGAGUGUAGAGAGAAUGGGUGCAACGAGUUUGGAGGAUGGGUAAGAUGUGGGCAUGUCAUCUUGGGUCAUGCUUAAAUGAUUUGCAGAGCAACGGACAACACUGGAGUAGUAAGAGAAAAACUUCAUAUGCGUGCUUCUUGUCUGACCUCACGUAAAGUGAGAUCAAGUUUGACUUUGAGAAUUGCCCCUGCAGACUCAAACUUAUAGGUAGGGCACUCCCUAUAAAAUACAUUAUGUGAGGCACCACAAUUGGCAUAUGUGUGUUUUUUUGCUGAGCACUUUGAUCGAUCAUGACCAGGUUGGCCAAUCCCUGUCAUAGACAGGGCAGUGUGCUGGGGAGACAGAGACAGUUCAGGUACAAGUAUUGAGGGCAUGAAUGGAUUUGCCAGUGAAGUCAGUCAAAGUAGAUAAUGCUUUAGCCUGAAUUUCUGAUGUAAAUGUGAUACGGCAGGAGCAUUACUGGAUGAGGAGCUUGUUAUCAGAGAAAGGAGUUGUCGAAGGGAUCACAAAAAUCGAUCCCAUUUGGUGUGGCUAAACAGAGUACUUCAAAGGUGUGUAGAGGUGGGGGUAGUAGAAGGGCAGAGCCUUGUGGAAGAGGGAGUGGUGUUGAGAGAAGUAAUACUGCAGACAUUAUGCACUGAAAAGGGGAUAGUAGUAGUGUUCAGAGUCGUGGUCAAAGAAAGCCUAGGACCAGGGAACUGGGGAGUUAAAAUCAGUGGGACCCGUUGACAAAGGGGGCAAACCUUACUGCCCCAAAUAAAGAUACAUAAUCUUCAUUACUGUCAAUUGUAUACCUGGAGUAAAUGGUCCACCCCUGAGGGUCUUCUUGAGGGGUAAGGGCUAGAAAAUUAAACAGGGGAAUACCAAGCCCAUGUAGGUAACUUGCACAAAGUCUGCAUUCAUCCUUUCAACAUGGCUCUCACACCGUAGGCAGUGGAUAUUGCAAGGGGUUCAAGAAAAGGGAAAAAGAAAGGACAUGAAGAGAAGGUAAGUUAGUUGAGGUGAGGGCUGAGGUCCAAGGCAGGGGAGAUCCCCAGCACUUGUUCUAAGCCCUCCCCCCUCCAUGCAACUAUGGGCUUGGGAUUAUUUUUUAAGUUAUUAUUAUUACUUAUUAGUUGCUUAUUUCUUUUCAAGAAAUGGUAAAUUAUAUGAAAAGAAAUUAAACCUGUAAUUACAUUUAGGGAAAGAAGAGUACCUUUUGGGAUGAUUCAUGGACUUGAUGCUCAACAUGAAUGUUAAAAUAUUUUCAUUAUACACUUUUUAAUAUGUAUUUUACUUCAUAGACUAGUGAUUCUUUGCAUACAAAUCAGUUUACUAUAAGUACUUUGUAAUAAAAAGUGUACUUUUUUACCAUACUUUUUGUUUAUUAGCUUUAGGUGUAUGCACAGUGAUGCAGUGAAUUUCAUAGAACUCAAGAAUAUCUGCCAAUAUCAGCAACUAUUUGUUAAUAAAGGAGGAUAAUUGACCUCA
This is a messenger RNA of Penaeus indicus, 4882 nucleotides long. Its product is annotated as sodium- and chloride-dependent GABA transporter ine-like. Gene Ontology annotation, cellular component: plasma membrane. The coding region runs from base 178 to 2211 and encodes 677 amino acids. Lineage: Eukaryota; Metazoa; Arthropoda; Malacostraca; Decapoda; Penaeidae. The transcript has 14 exons. Gene Ontology annotation, biological process: sodium ion transmembrane transport. The record is from RefSeq and is a predicted model, not a curated record.